Messenger RNA from Mus musculus (house mouse), 2721 nucleotides. RefSeq names its product regulator of G-protein signalling 21 (gene Rgs21). The transcript is spliced from 6 exons. Lineage: Eukaryota; Metazoa; Chordata; Mammalia; Rodentia; Muridae. Bases 149 to 607 code for a protein of 152 amino acids. The record is from RefSeq and is marked validated.
UUAUAGAAGCAGGAUCCUCGCAUCAGCCCCGAGAGCAAAGAGCACAUCAAGGGAACAAGAAGUGGCUUCCUCUGCAUCACAUUUGUCUUGAAGAUCAGUCAGAAAGAGAAACUGCAUCAUCUGUGACAGGCAGACAGUGGGACGCACAAUGCCAGUGAAAUGCUGUUUCUACAGGUCUCCAACUACGGAAACACUGGCAUGGUCUGAAAAUAUGGACUCACUCUUAGCUAACCAAGCUGGAUUGGAUGCUUUCCGAACAUUUCUAAAAUCAGAAUAUAGUGAAGAAAAUGUUGAGUUCUGGCUUGCCUGUGAAGACUUCAAGAAAACAGAAUGUAGAGAAAAGAUUGCUACCAAAGCUAAGACGAUUUACUCCGAAUUCAUCGUAGCUGAUGCACCAAAAGAGAUUAACAUUGACUUCAGUACCAGAGACCUCAUCUCAAGGAAUAUUGCUGAACCAACUCCAAAAUGCUUUGAUGAGGCUCAGAAAUUAAUCUAUAGUCUGAUGGCCAAGGAUUCAUUCCCUCGUUUUCUAAAGUCAGAAAUUUAUAAGAAAUUGGUAAAUAGCCAACAGGUUGGAAAUCAUAAAAGAUGGCUGCCUUUCCUGUAAAGAAGAUUUAUUUCUUUUCAUUGCCAUUCUCUGAGACUGAAUUUUUUUUUAAAUGAAAGGAAAACCACGGUGACUUAUUUUGCUUCUAUAAACGAUUCAUUUGAUAGACAAGAAUCUUGCUGCCUCCUCCUUGGGAAAAAUCAACACUCAAACACAUGCAAAUGGAUGGACUAUUCCCUGUGCACUUGCAAAUUCUACCAGACAGACCUGGCAUAAUACAAAUGAACUAUGUUUGCGGGGAGUGGGGUGGCCACUAAUUGCAAAAUAUCUAUACUAUAUCAGCAUUUAUUCUAGAGGUUCUAGCUUUGGUAUCUUUUAAAGGGGGGAUAUUUUAUUUUUUACAGGAAAUGUAAGGACAAGAGGCAUCCAGAAUCAUUAAAUCAUACUCUUACUUCCAAAUAGAGGGAAAAAAAUGUUAAAGCUCGGUUUUUUUCUUGAGAUCACACAUCUGGUGAGUGACAAAGUUAUAACUGCAGCGGAUGUCACCACGUUGUCACACUGAUGCUUGAUCCAAGAAAACAGUGUGGUCCCUUCCCACUUGAGUUGCAUGGAAAUGUGGAAUCUAUGCUCCAACAAACCUCCCACACUCUGGCAAGGUGCCACAAAUGUUCGAAUUAUCUCUACAGUCAGUUUACAAAUUAUUAUCACAUAGCAAAACUUGCAUCAUUGGCUCUCAGGAAGUGAAGGGGACUCAGAUCCCACAUUCACUACUUUGAGGCUGUAGGAGAUUGAGAUACUGCACAGAAAUAUCCUGACAUCAGCAUGAUAUGUUUAAAAGUGGACAUUAAAUGGCCUCUUAGGGAAUACCAACCUAAGAUUUGCCACAGUAGAACCCUCUUUCUCCUGCCUCUACUCACUUUCUACCGAUAAUUCUAGGGUUUCCAAUUUAGUAACCAGAAAACAAAUCAAUGACAGGAUUUUGAAAUUGAGGAUUCUAGAAAAAUACCAUGAGUACCUCCUACAUGCAAUAUUCUAUAUUCUAAUCAUGACUCUUUCACACUACAUGUUAUUUUAAUCCAUUGUUAUCAUGCACAACUCAAUAAAUAUAAAUGCAAGCACAAAAGAUUAAAGAAAAAUGUGAAAAUUAUGUAAACAUCUUGAUUAUGAAAUUAAAUAUUCAAUCAUACUGUACUAUUCUUUUAAAACAUCUUCACUUCCUUAAAGAAAUGAGGUUAUCAAAACUUAAAACUAUGCAGUAACUGGCUAGUAAAAUCACAAAAUAAUUGACCAAAAAUGACUUAUAUAUUAUAAGAAAAGGAUUCUUUGCGUUGUUUUAGUUUUCAAGUUUGUUCUGUUCUCUUUUGAGAUAAGGUCUCUGGGUCUCCCAAUCUGACCUUGAACUCACAAUCUUUCCACUUCAGUCUCUGACUCCAGGGAUUGUAGGCAUUGAGCCAUCUCACCCACGUGUUUGCCUUUUCUAUUUUCUAACACCCAUCACUAAGACAGACGGAUGAAAAUUAGAUGUCUAUUUUCCAAAAGUGUCUUAGACUUUAACAAUUUUAUGUGUUGCAACAAUCAUAAAUUUAGUUUAUCUUCUUUGAAUCAUUUGUGUAUAAAAUAUUAAUACUUUGAUCAACACAGAUUUUUCUACUUACACAAAUGUACUUUCUUAUAUUUGCCUAGGAAAUAUCCAUUUCAAUUUCAAUAUAUAAUCAACAGAUAUUUUUGAUAAUAACUAUUAAAUUCUAAAACCUUUUAGAUGUUAAAAAUGUGAAGUAGUCUCCAGCUUUAUCUUUCAAAACUUGUUUUUAUAUUCUGCCUACCUACUUUUUUUCAUUUUCAUUUAACCAGUGUGGUCUAGCAACUCUGUGUUCUCUAGUACUCUUGAUAAGAGUACCUGUUGCUUAAUAAAAAGCAAAGGAAUGUUCUUUUUGUUUCCUUUCUAAUAUCCCUUUCAAAAAGAUUAGCAGCAUUCUGGAUUUUUAAAGGAUAACAACAUUCAGGCUCACCACAUUGAAAAUAGUCUAGAGGGGUUUUGUUGUUGUUGUUGUUGUUGUUGUUGUUGUUGUUGUUGUUAUUUUGUUGUUGUUAUUCUAAAAUUUUAGGAAGUAUUCAUGUCUAUGAUACUGAAAUUAAAGUUUAGAAUAAAUUUAUUCUUAAUGGAAAAUUCCAUG